UUAGCAUGGCUACUGCCUAAUCACAAAUACACUGCAGUGCAGUAGCGGAGAGGACAGGGACGGGUCGGCUACACUUUUGCUUCACAUUCUUCCAUUGUUUGCGCUUUUGUUUUAAUCGAAAUGGGGACGCGAGACGACGAAUAUGACUACUUGUUUAAAGUGGUCCUGAUUGGUGACUCUGGUGUGGGGAAGAGUAACCUGCUGUCUCGUUUCACUCGCAAUGAAUUCAACCUUGAGAGCAAAAGCACUAUCGGAGUGGAGUUCGCUACACGGAGCAUUCAGGUGGAUGGAAAGACGGUGAAGGCUCAGAUUUGGGACACAGCUGGACAGGAACGCUACCGAGCCAUCACUUCAGCGUAUUACCGGGGAGCCGUGGGGGCCCUCCUAGUGUAUGACAUCGCCAAGCACCUGACCUAUGAGAAUGUGGAGCGUUGGCUUAAGGAGCUCCGAGACCAUGCAGACAGCAAUAUCGUCAUCAUGCUCGUGGGCAAUAAAAGCGACUUGCGUCACCUCCGGGCCGUGCCCACCGACGAAGCACGUGCAUUUGCAGAGAAAAACGGUCUGUCCUUCCUAGAGACCUCAGCUUUGGAUUCCACCAAUGUAGAGACCGCUUUUCAGACCAUCCUGACUGAAAUCUAUCGGAUCGUAUCCCAAAAGCAGAUGUCCGACCGCCGAGACAAUGACAUGUCACCUAGCAACAAUGUAGUGUCCAUCCAGGUGCAACCUACUGAGAAUAAACCAAAGAUGCAGUGCUGCCAGAGCAUCUAGCGGCACCCGUACCAUAACCCCCCCCCCAAACCCCAACCACCCACCUGCAACACCCCCUCCCCUCCCCUCCCCCUUCAAGACUGCUUUGGGUCUGAGAUGCAGCUGCACAACUAGGCUUGAGCACAGAGGCUGGUUCCAAAGCUGGAAUCUCAAAGGGUCACCACCUGCAGUCUGGACUAAGCUUGUUUUUUUCCCUCCCUCCUUCCUGCCAUGGUAGGCUUUUAUAUUGCAGAAUUUUAAUAAUCAUUUGUGCCGAUCUUCACUGAAAUGUCUUAAUAUAUAAUUUCAUCCGCAAACGUGUGAGGUUCGCUCAUGUAUGUCUUUAGUAGCAGCCCCCCUUGUCUCUGGGGUGGAGGGGAGAAACGUGCAGUAUUGGAGGUUUUGCUAUAUUUAAUGUUGUGAUUGUAGAGAGAUGAUGUACCUGAUAGAUGUUAGAUGAUGAUUAGGGCCCAAAGACCACAGUCUUCACCUUUCAGCCAUCUUCCAAGUGUGGUUCUCAUUGCAUGUACACUCCCUUCAUGCAUUCGGCACGGGGCGGCAUCGCAUCACGUUCUUGAUUUCACCAUCAGGCCAAUGGAAGAGGCCUUAAGGCACAUAGCUACUGCGCUGUUUUCUCUUCGCCAUCACGUGCUUCAUUUGCAUCGAGGUAGAAUAGUGGUUUUAGUGCCUUUUUUUGAUGGAACGUUACACGGAGGACGCUUUCAUGCAUGUGCUUAAAACGCAACACCUCUUCAGCUGUCCGUGCCAGUGCGGCGAGGCCUUCAUCACACGCUAGAAUCACACUGUAAUGUAGUCCAUUAUGGACCUUUUCUUUUUUGUGUUACCAGCCCUUUCAGUUGUUGUCUUCGCAUAGCAAAAGUUCAAUUUGUAAUAAACAAGAAUUGAUGUCAUAAUUGCAGAAAGAUUGUUUCCUAAAGAGGGGACCGUACUACCAAACAGGCACAAGUUCUCUUUGAAACACUACCACAAACCCAUUCAGUAAGAAACGAGGGAAGACUUCCCCUAAACGUAACGUUAUCUUAACAUCCUCGCAACCUCAAACCCAUUGUACUUUUGCAGGUCACACUCUUGUCGUUAAAGUCGGAACAGGAAAAACACGCGGCAGUGAAUAGUGGCCAGCUGACGGCCGCAUCACAUGAGAGCACUCUAGGGAAUAGACUGGAUACUUUCUCUUUCUUUUUUAUUGCACUGAAUGUAAAAUAUCUCCCGCCACUACAGUUAAUGAUCUUAAGACCUGUAACUUGUAUUUAUUCUGUGGUAGUCACUUGAAUCGAGUUGUUAGCCUUUUAAUCUUCGUGGCGAAGUGAUGGGACUCUUAAGCGUUGAGACACAGUGUGAUAAUUUAUGAAUGUAUUAUGUGUUUUAGCCUACAAAAAGUCUUUGUCCUGAUUCCAGCAGAUGAGGAAACUACCACAAGCUGUGAUGCUCGUCUUCGCUUAAUGGCUGUCUAAUAAAAUUUACUCGGUGUGACAUGAAAUAUCAGUAAAGACUGAACUAAUAAUGCAUGUUAUAUAACGGUCACCACAGGUGACCUCGGGGUGGAAGAAUACUGUAGACCUCAGCAGUGGUUUAUUUUUCUUCAUCGAUCCCUUUGAGUUUAAUUACCCUAGCACUAGGUAAAACAACAUAGUUUGCUAAGAUCAUUCCCAUCAGGAUCAGAACACAUUCCAGGUGGAAUUGAAGGCCCUUAAAGGCUGCAAUGUAAUUACUGAAUCAGACUGAACCGACAUUACUGCAUGCAAGUCAUUUUACUGUUUUUAGUGAGUCUCCUAUAGCUUAUAAGCAGCACAUACAGUACUUAUCGCCAUCGAGAGGAAAAGACCUGGUGAUUAUACAAGCGUCAGGGUCUGUUUCUGUUCUUUUAGGACCCUGACUCUGAUUGUAUGACUGUUCUCUAGAGGCAGGGGUCUCUGGUGCUAACAGGGGCCGGUGCCAAUGAUGUGAGGGCACAGAUGGCACGACUAUGACCUGCCCAUGCACUGCACAUAGCUGGUGUGUCCUAGUAAGAUUACCCAGAUAUUACUUUUCUGACUGUCGGAUCUUUCACGUAUUGGCUCGAGAACCUUAUUUCUUUUUGUUUCUUUUGUCUGCACUGUACUGUGAUUUUAUUUUGUAUUGUUAUGAUUAUACUAUUACUCUGUCACCUGUAAUUCCAAUUUAAAAGAGCAAAUAAAAUAUGUAGUUAAUUCAAA
Messenger RNA from Rhinichthys klamathensis goyatoka, 2960 nucleotides. It is a transcript of the gene rab11a, whose product is annotated as RAB11a, member RAS oncogene family. The transcript has 5 exons. Lineage: Eukaryota; Metazoa; Chordata; Actinopteri; Cypriniformes; Leuciscidae. Gene Ontology annotation, molecular function: GTP binding; GTPase activity. Gene Ontology annotation, biological process: exocytosis; melanosome transport; neurotransmitter receptor transport, endosome to postsynaptic membrane. Gene Ontology annotation, cellular component: postsynaptic recycling endosome; axon; transport vesicle. The coding region runs from base 121 to 768 and encodes 215 amino acids. The record is from RefSeq and is a predicted model, not a curated record.